UAUGCCAUUAUAAAAAUUUCAAGAUCUCAGCUCUGGAAGGCUCGAACGCCAUAGAAGAAGUCAUCUUAAAGGCAUAUCAACAUGUCAUGAACACUACUGAACACUAGGUGGCCAUUACAGAGUUUUGGUUGUUUCUUUGAACUGGGGUUCUUGGUAAACCAUGUCCUUGUUCAGCAUUUGUCAUUUUGUAAUCAUUACCUGCUUCCUGUUUGAUAGAUCGACACUACCCAACUCUGAUUCAAUGCUGGAAAACGAUAGCUAUGAUGCCCCUGAUGGCCAGCUCAUCAUGUCCCGUCUCCAAUGGGACGGCUCCUCUGAUAUCUCACCAUCAGACUCUGCAUCUUCAAAAGCUAGCACCAAUAACUCUGAAUCUAAGAGACCUAAGAAAAAGAAGAAGCCCAGCACGCUGUCUCUGACCUCUGCUGGAGGUGGAAGAGAGAGGGACAAAGGGCAGGAGCGAGAGAGAGGAGACAGAGAGAGAGUAGCGGGCGGCGGGAGCGGUGGCGGUAGCAGCAGCUCCCAGAAUGCACUGGGCUUGUCCAGUCGUAAAAAGCGACCAAAACUGCCAGUUCCUCCGGCCCCCAGCAUCUACGAUGAUCUGAACUAACGAAACUUGCACAUACUUACACAUAUUUUCUGAUCAGUCCUUAUAUGAUCUCUGGUUUUCACCAUUUCAAGGCACAUGAGCGAAACAAGUCAAACUCACUGUUGAAAGUGUGUGUAAGAGAGGAAAGGUAUGGGCAGCAUUUCAGACAUUUGUUAUGGCACAGUGUUGCACAGUGAAAAGUGAGUGUUUUGUGACUAAAUGUGAUUUUUGUAUGUGGAUGUGAGUUGGAGUGAGAAUUUAUUUAAUUUUUAUUUUUUUGCUAUGCAGUUCACUAUCAUUGUGUUAUUGCAUAGUCUUGUCUGUAUGUAUACAUGAGAUUUAGGUUUACAGUGACACAUGAAUAUGUGCCAUGGUGUGCAUGAGUGAAUGGGUUGUUGCAAAUAUUUUGUCCCUGGUGGUUCAUGUAAUACAGUCGGUUAAUCUGUGCAAUGUCCUGUACUGGUUUUAAAGGGUGUCUUUUCAUCAUAUUGUCUUGCUAAUGUUACUGCACCUGUUGAUCUCAGCUGCUUUCUGCUAUUACUCAUACUCUCUUGACAAUGUCUUGCUAAAUAAUGCAUUUCUAUAGUGCUAUAAUAGCUUUCUGCCAAAUCUGUGGACACAAUCUUUAGCCUUUUGUGUUAAGAAGUUAUCUUGUUUGAAUAAGAAUCUACAAGAAUCUUGUUUGUCGUCAUGGCUAAUUUUUCUUGUUUGAUACUCUAUUUAUUUAGUCUGCCUUGUGAAUAUAAUAUUUGUCUUUUUUUAUAUAAUCAUGACUUUUUGAUCGAACAUAUGCAUUUUUUUUUUGGAUUACAAGGUGUAAAAUGGCCGAAGAGUUUGUGAUCUUAGAGCACUUACUAUGAUGUGUUAGGUGUCAGCUUGUUUUGUUUGAAAUAUGUUUGGGUAAAAAAAAAAAAAAUGUCAGAAAUGCAAAUAGUAAUUGAAAAUGCACUUAAAAUGGAUCAAAUCCAGCCCAUAUAGAUGCCUUGUCUUUUUUGGUAUAGUUUUAUUUUUGUCACUGAGCUGUUUGUGAAUUGUGUUGCUUUAAGUUUAAAUAACCUGAGACCUUUCUAUGAGUGGGAAUGGAAAUGUCUGCAUGAUGGAGGGAAAAACAAAGCAUGGUACAACUUACACAGGGUAUGCCAUUGCUGUGGGUGGAUAUUUCUUGUGCUAUGCUGAGUUAUUGCUCUCUUUCUCUCGAUGGACUGUAGUAUCUCUGUAAUAGUCUAAAUAAAUGUCUCAGGUUUCACAA
This is a messenger RNA of Pimephales promelas (fathead minnow), 1835 nucleotides long. Its product is annotated as ataxin-7-like protein 3. The record is from RefSeq and is a predicted model, not a curated record. Lineage: Eukaryota; Metazoa; Chordata; Actinopteri; Cypriniformes; Leuciscidae.